Molecule: messenger RNA, 2566 nt
Organism: Chrysemys picta bellii (western painted turtle)
Lineage: Eukaryota; Metazoa; Chordata; Testudines; Emydidae
Gene: SLC38A6
Product: solute carrier family 38 member 6
Biological process (GO): amino acid transmembrane transport; L-glutamine transport
Cellular component (GO): plasma membrane
Molecular function (GO): L-glutamine transmembrane transporter activity
Source: RefSeq, a predicted model, not a curated record
AUGGGGCGGCUCGCUUGGCUCGGCGCACAGGGCACCAUGCAGCAGCCGGGACCCGGGAGUAUCAACUGCGAGCCGGGCUGGUACCUGUCUGCCCGCGAGCAGGAAGAGGAGCAGGAGUCCACCCCGUUGCUGCCCCCAGCGCCGCUGGGCAAUAGCGCUCUGAAUCAUGCAUCUUCAGGUGUUUCCUUUGGUUUCUCAGUAUUUAAUUUAAUGAAUGCAAUCAUGGGAAGUGGAAUACUUGGUUUAUCUUAUGCCAUGGCCAACACAGGGAUCAUUGGAUUUAGCAUCUUGCUGCUGAUUGUUGCCAGCCUUGCUUCUUACUCUGUAUUUCUGCUGCUUAGUAUGUGCAUUCAGACUGCUGUCACUUCUUAUGAAGAUCUUGGUCUCUUUGCAUUUGGAUCACCUGGGAAGGUUAUUGUGGGAAGUACGAUAAUUAUUCAGAAUAUUGGAGCUAUGUCAUCUUAUCUUUUAAUUGUUAAAUCUGAACUGCCUGGUGCAAUUGCAGGAUUCAUAAGUGGAAAUGACAGCGGGUCAUGGUAUCUUGAUGGCAGAGUGCUGUUACUGAUUACUUCAGUCUGCAUUGUUUUUCCCCUUGCACUUCUUCCGAAAAUUGGCUUUCUUGGCUAUACAAGUAGUUUAUCAUUUUUCUUUAUGGUGUACUUUGCUCUUGUGGUUGUAAUAAAAAAAUGGUCCAUCCCUUGUCCACUGACAUUAAACAGCCCUAUAGAGAUCUUACAGAUUUCAAAUUCUACUGAGGAUUGUAAAGCAAAGCUCUUUCAUUUUUCUAAGGAGAGCGCUUAUGCCAUCCCAACCAUGGCCUUCUCGUUUCUCUGCCAUACCUCAGUAUUGCCCAUUUACUGUGAGCUCCAAAGUCCAUCGAAAAGCAGAAUGCAGAAUGUAACCAACACAGGAAUUGGUCUGAGUUUCCUACUCUAUUUUGUGUCUGCCUUGUUUGGGUACCUUACUUUUUAUGAGGAUACAUACAGGGUUCUUUCCUGCUUGCAAGCUACUCGUCCUGUCUUCCACUAUCUUUAGUCAAGAAGGCUAAUUAAAUUGCAUGAGUGAAACUCCCCCACCCCUGCCCCACCUCUCCAUCCCCUUGUCAUAAACGCCAUUCCUAGAAAAUUAAAAACCAACUGAAAAGCGAAAAAACUUCUCCUUUGAGAACAGAUGUUUCUUCUACAGCCAGUUUGGAAGGGUGUUGACUCUUUGCUGUGGAUCUGUAAGUCAAUGUGACCAAGAGGCUUUGUUGGGAGCAGAAGCCCACGGUAGCAUAAAUCUGCUAGGAGUUAGAGUAGUGGAUCAUUUGUAGGGGUGUGAUUUUUCUAUGUUUAUUUUUUUUUUUUAAUCAUGGCAUGUUCCAAGAAAAGUCAUGAAACUUGUCAGGAUGAAAGGGCAAAAGUCAUGGAAACAAAAGUGAAAGUUGCAGUUAUUGGUUUGUUUUCUAAGUAAUCAUUAUUUCCCACUUUUUGUACCAAAAAUAAGAGUUGUGCUUGUGCUAUAAGAGAUUUGAACAUAAUAGUUGCCAUCCCAGAUGUGACUUUUGCAAAACUAAUCUCACUCUCCAAAUAGUUUUAAAAUGGUGGUGGAGAUUAGAGAAGAACCCUCAUUACUGCUGAGGGAAUUAAAAUUCUCACUGAAUAUUCUCUCACCUGGUCUUUUAUGUUGCUUCAACCCUGUUUUCUAUUAAAUUCUUGUAUUUCCCAUGGUUUUACUUGGCAGCUCUCAAGCACCAGCCUUUUGCCACAACAUCCAAUCACUUACACGUCAAACAAACAAAUCUCAAUCUCAAGUGUCAUUAAUAGAUGUAUGACUUUAGCCAAUCAUCCCUUCCCCAUAAUAACUAGUCUGCAAAAAUACUGAAAGAAGGAAACUAUUAGACAACAGUAGCAUAUAUACAUUAGGAGGAAUAACUAAGAAUUCCUCUUUGAAAUUAGAGCCACUGCAGCUACUUUCCCAAAUGGUGAAAUUUUACCUUCCAAAUCACUUUAUACCACAUGUGUAUGGAAAGCUGAACAUGUAAGGUCAAUUGGUCCAGCAGAAAGAGUUUACUUCUGAGCAAAAAAGUGUCUCCUAGUUUUCUGUUCCAGAUACAAAGAACCAGCCUUAUGGCACAGUGCCUUGGCUUAUUGAAUUCCACCCUUUUUUCGUCUGUUCAGACAAAGGAUCAGGAAGACUAAAAACCUAGCAAAAAUUGUUCUGAUUACUUCUAACUACCGAGACCCUCAUUCUUCAAACUGGAGGUGUCAGUUAGCAAACCUAUUCUCUAGGAUAUGCCAUAGCAGGAUAAAAAUCUUUCAAAUGAAUUAUACCAGGCUUCAGCUUGCCGCUUGGAGCCUGAGAGGGUAAAUCCUCAUGUAUUCCCCAUGGAUUAUUACUAUUCUGGCAUAAACCAGAAAAGAUUCUGAUAAAGGCUUAUUUGGUCUGAAUAUUUUUUCUUUGGUCUUAAUCUAACAAAGUGGACCCUCUUCAAGCCCCACUCAUCACUAUUUUGGAUAUCUUAUUUGAAGGCUACCACAGAUACCUUGGUUGCAGCUCAUCAAGUUCAGUUAUCUAGACUCAUAGG